Aureobasidium melanogenum CBS 110374 is the source of this 876-nucleotide messenger RNA. RefSeq lists its product as uncharacterized. The record is from RefSeq and is a predicted model, not a curated record. The coding region runs from base 1 to 876 and encodes 291 amino acids. Gene Ontology annotation, molecular function: FMN binding. The transcript has a single exon. Lineage: Eukaryota; Fungi; Ascomycota; Dothideomycetes; Dothideales; Saccotheciaceae.
AUGGAGCACACCAAAUACGAUGCCGAGAAGGAAGUCAAACGCAACCCCCACCCCGACUUCAAGAAAGUCGAAGCCUCGCGUCCAGACUGGCCAGAAGAGAACAAAUGGCACUAUACCAAGAUUCGCAACCCAGACUGGAAGCUCGGCGACGGCGCAAACGACGGCGGUGAAUGUCUAAUGAAGGAACACGUCGAAAUUGAUCCUUACGCCGAGGGUCGUCCCGCCGUAUUCAACUACAAGCUCUUGAUCUCGGCCAUCAUCCCAAGACCUGUGGGUUUCGUGUCGACAAGAAGCAAAGAUGGAAGCAGUACCAAUUUGGCGCCUUUCUCAUACACACAACUGGUCAACCACGACCCGCCUGUUUUCGUCAUUGGAUAUGCGGGUGGCAUGAGUCAAGCAAAGGACUCGUUGAAGAACUUGACAGAGACUGGCGAGUGUGUUCUCAACAUCAUCUCUGAGCACUUCAUCGAGGCCGCCAACAGCACUUCUAUCAAUGCUCCCUAUGGUGUCUCUGAAUGGGCAUUGAGUGGCUUGACCCCCGCACCUUGCACUCAAGUCAAGGCCAGUCGUGUCAAAGAGGCCAUCUUCGCUGCAGAGUGCAAGUUGAUGAACACGCAAGAAUUUGAGAGCAGAGCCACUCCUGGCAAGAAGACUGGUGUGCUUGCUAUUGUCGAGGGUGUCAGAUUCUGGGCUCGCGAGGACGCAAUCAACGACGACCAGAACUUGAUUGAUCCUGCCGUACUCAAGCCCAUUGCCAGACUUGGUGGUAUCACUUACUCACGUAUCACAGAGGGCUUUGAGGUCCCUCGUCCGGAUUGGAACGAGAACAAGGAUUCGGUUGACAAGCUCGCAAAGCCAAAGGUUGAUGGUCAAUAA